AUGGAAACUGUUCAGAUCAAAGCUGACCAGAUGAACAAUUAUGCGAUGCCAGACCUAGAAGCCCCCACUGCGCCUCCGUCUCCUGAGAUUUCAGCCGCCCAAGUCAAAGAUCCACCACCUCCACCUAGGCGUCAACCACCACCUGUGCCUAAGAAGGCCAUAAAGGCCGAUAAGUCCACGUGUGGUAUCUGCUAUCAACGAGUAGAGCUAAAGCCCAAAGCCAAAGCAAACAUCCAUUUCAACAAGUGUUGGGAUGGUUUGAGAGAAAAGGCGAAGGAAGCUAAGAGUCAGAUUGUGAAGAAUCCACUAGAGGAAAGGGAGGUUGGAGACAGCGACGAGACCUCGUUGGAGACGCUGCAAGUCGAGAACAGCGAACUAGAUGAGAGAGAGGAACCAUCCACACCGAUACCAUCGUUCUCAUCAGAUCUGGAGAAAACUUACUGUCUUCUUUGCCACAAGGACCUGUGGGGUAUGAAAGAUCUCGACGCCUUCGACCACCGCUUGAUCUGUCUUAAAGCACUCACCCCAGCUUGCUGCCCUGUCUGCGAGGUCUCCUUUCAAGAGAUUUCCGAGCCAUGCGAUGACGUCCUCUCGUGCGAAAGUAGUGGCUGGCCAAUUCAUACCAUAAUCUGGCAUCUACACGCUUGCCAGAACGACUGCCAUACUUGCCCCGAGGCACAGGCCGACUGGACAGCCUUGAUUUCUCGGCGGGCUGGUCGUACCGAAGUAGCGCAGAGAGUCUUCUGGAAGAGUAUAGGAGAAAGAAAAGAUUGGGGUCUGCGCAAACACAGGGACAGCGUGAAGACCAAGAAGAAGUCGGGGUUAGCGCGUGAGGAUGGGAUAUAUCGGACAAAGAGCUCGCCGUUGCGUGCUUCGCAGAUAAUCGUUACUGCACGUGAGUCACAUAGUGAGUCGGAGAUCGAGGUAACGAGGGUGGAGAAAGCUAUCGUAGCCGAAAAGAUCCCUUUCGAUCGGUUCAUAAGGUCUAGCUUCUCCAUAAUGAAGCUCCCUCACUCCGCGAAAAUGCGCACGGACUACAAACCUGAGGAAGUGCAAACGGAGGUACUGCCUCUCUUCGAUUCGAAGACGUUCUGGAAACAACUUUCGUACAAAGCGCAGACGCGAUUGCUACCCAAGCUUGUACCUAAGCCACUCAACGUCACCUCUCCUACCAAGAAGAAACUACCAGCUGACCGUGCGCUCGCGGAAAAGUUUCCAGUCCCCAGCAACAAAGACGAAGCGAAAUCGCAGCUUCGAUUGUUAAGCAAUCCGCUAGAACCUCUCGCUCCGAUGACUUCCGCGGCGAAAUCAGACGCGCUCCUUAAAGCACCUCAGCGGCCCACAAUCCCCAAGAACAAGGAUGAACUCGACGCCUUCCAAAAGAACUUGUUAGAUCUCUUGAAGCCUGUUGCAGAUCAAACAAGUGUCACGCUCCCUCGGAAACUCCGCUACUGCAACCCAAAAGCCUUCCAGCUGGACUUCUUCACCACCGAACGAUAG
Messenger RNA from Alternaria ethzedia, 1500 nucleotides. RefSeq lists its product as uncharacterized. The transcript is spliced from 3 exons. The record is from RefSeq and is a predicted model, not a curated record. Bases 1 to 1500 code for a protein of 499 amino acids. Lineage: Eukaryota; Fungi; Ascomycota; Dothideomycetes; Pleosporales; Pleosporaceae.